Messenger RNA from Amorphotheca resinae ATCC 22711, 1956 nucleotides. RefSeq lists its product as hypothetical. Gene Ontology annotation, molecular function: protein binding. NCBI's taxonomy places the organism in Eukaryota, Fungi, Ascomycota, Leotiomycetes, Helotiales, Amorphothecaceae. The record is from RefSeq and is a predicted model, not a curated record. Bases 1 to 1956 code for a protein of 651 amino acids. The transcript has a single exon.
AUGACAGAUGGCCGCCCAUUUACCAUCGAAGGGGAUGCACGAAUACUGGAUGGUUUCAAUCGCCCGGACACGUUGAUGGCCCAAAGACCAGAGCAGGUUCUGGGGGCAGAUCAUAAAUCUAUAUGGAAUCGCAAUCACCAAAAACAACUCAAUGCUUAUGAUCUAAAUCGGGCGUGGACAAAACGCCUUGAUGUACGGCGAUUAGAUGAAUACGGAGAUGUUCUUCCACUGGAAUUUCCAGGCACGUUUACGGAAUCUACUUUUAUUCCAGACGAAGGCGCGUUAUACUCGGCCCUGAGGUUAGCAAAUCCUCACAUGGUACUCAAGACACUGCUGGAUAUCGUUGAGCGAGAUGGCCAUUAUGCUAGUAAAUUGCUAGCAUCCAUACCUGCUACUACUUUCUCGGAAGUCUUACGUUGUCUCGACCCGAAGCAUUUCGUCGAUCGCUACGCCAAUCUACACAAGGAGAUCAGUCCAAGAACUGCACAUCUUCUCGGGCUUCCCAAUGUACACGAGGGAGGCUACCUCCGGUUCUGUGGUGUAUUCCUGAGCCAAGUCAAUAAGAUAAUCACAGCCCGCGCACAACGAUAUCCCGUUUCUACUUCAGACAUCAAAUAUCUUCUCAGAUGUGCUCGAGCAACCGGCGAUACCCAAUCGGCCGAGGCCAUAUGGCGUUCUGUGGCUUCAAUAUCCAGACAGGAUCAGACGAAGAGAAUUAUGCUAGAUGCAGAAUGUUACAAUCACUAUCUUGCGACGAAGUGCUGGUCAGACUCUUUCAAUGCUGCUCGGAGGUAUAAUUUAAGGGUUGUCCCAUCUAACCUUAGAUUGAGAGAAUGGAGCGUACCUCCUUAUGCCUUCCAAGGACACCAGACAGGGCCUGAGAGGGGCAUCAAAGCACAAGCAUCCCAGAUAUUUCGGAAAAUGGUUGAGUCGGGGGUUCCGGGGAAUGAAGAGACUUUCUGUUUGAUGAUGGUAGCUAUGGCUCGCGAAGGCGAUCUUUCUGGCAUAUCCACAGUUCUCCGACGAGUCUGGGAUAUUGAUGUUGAAGCUCUAUUAAAGGAGGACGAGUCUAAAGUACCACCUCCCAGAUCCUUACCCGUCGACUCGCCUUUCUAUCCUUCCGAACAAAUCCUAUUUACCCUCGCUCAUGUCUACGGAAUCAACAACACAGUCCCCACCGCUCUUCGCCUAGUGGAUUAUGUCUCCCGCCAAUACGAUAUACAGAUCCCUGGUAAUGUAUGGAAUGAACUACUCGAAUGGACGUUUGUGCUUGCAGCCGAUCGAUCAAUCCGCAAUACCGAAACCAAUGACGAGGGCUUCAAAAUUGGUAAACUCCCCCCAGCUUCGGUCUCACAUCUCUGGAAUACAAUGACAUCGGAACCUUACAACGUCAAACCGACGAUGGAAAUGUAUAACCGUUUGAUUACGAACCUAAUCCACCGCAGUCGCUUUCGUGAAGCGGAGCAGCGCAUGGAAGAGGCCUAUCGUGCCAAUCUCAAAUACGUCCGCGAACUCUCACGACAAGUCCUAGUCUACCAAUCAACUGCCGCUCAUAAUCCUAUUGCCCCCCAACGCGCGCAAGCGGUGAACCUGGCUCAUCUGCGUGUCAGACGCAAUAGGCUAUAUAUCCGCCGGUGGGUUCGACAUUGGAUUCGGUUAGGUAGCAAGGCGGCAGUCUGGAAAGACACCUCGGGGACUUUCACUGCUCAACACUUGCCGGAUUUCCUUGAAAGGUGGAAAAGCUUCUUACCCGUGAGAGUAAAGUAUUGGAUUGCGGGUGGAGAGGUGAGCUUUGCAACGGGCGUGAAUGCGGCGAACUUUAGGAUGCAGAGGAAAUACGCAAAUCGCGGGAACACGGCCAAUUUACUUUCCAAGAGAAUUAUCUUGCCAAGCAAAGUCUCUAAUCCUGGUAUGCUGGCCAGGAGAUUAGGGCAGGGGCGUUUGAUGGACAGGUAA